Molecule: messenger RNA, 1613 nt
Organism: Chelonia mydas (Green sea turtle)
Lineage: Eukaryota; Metazoa; Chordata; Testudines; Cheloniidae
Product: translation initiation factor IF-2-like
Exons: 5
Coding region: 1-1374 (457 amino acids)
Source: RefSeq, a predicted model, not a curated record
AUGGUGGAGCUGUCGGACACUAUGGUCUCCGUGGACUGGGAGUGGCUCCAGUUGUCGCUGGAGGAGGAGUGCUCCCGGCUGCGGCCGCCGGGCUCCGAGAAGCGGGCGAGGGAGCGGACUGAGGCUGGGCUGGAGGAAACCAGGCUGCAGCGGCUCAGCGUCCGCACGCUGCUCCUGCUCAGCGCGAUGACGUCCACCAUGGGGGGCAGGACGGCGUUGGGAAUGAUCUUGGACAUGCUGCUGUUGCAACACAUCAUGAGCCAUGACGUCAGCCAUGGCAAACAGCGGGCAUUGCUGUCAAAGGAGAUGCUGCCCCUGGUACUAUCCAGCGCUGCAGAGAAGCAGAAGGGCAUCCACAGCAGAAGAGUUCAGCUCUCCCUGCACCGACUGAACGGGAGAACCAAGCUCCUACGAUCUUACAUCCAGGCUUUGAAGGCCUGCCUCCAGCAGCAGAGCAGCCCUUACCGCCACCCUGAAGUAGUGGGGAGGAAUUACAUCCAGGUUAGCAAGGCCAGCACCUUGGCCUGGCUGGUGAUGUUGGCAGUAGGCCAGGGCGCCUCCCCCUCCGCUGGGGGCGCCCCAUGGUGGGCGCUGGAGCCGCUGCUGCUCUUCUUCUUCUUCCUCUUGCCCCGAAGCCAGCUGAAAGCCCAGCGCAGGCUGGAGGAGCCAGACUUGGGCUUCUUCUUCUUUGGGGCCCCCUGCGCGGAAGGCACGUCCCCUUUUUCCUGCCCGCCAGCGGGGAGCCAGGUGCCCGCAGCCGCCGCAGGUGCCUCCUGCGAGCGCCUCCCGGACAUCUCCGGGCAGGGGAGGAUGGGUCGGAGAAAGCCCCGCUUCACCGGGAGAGCUCGCCUUGGCUACGCUCCGCCCGGGGGAGCCGCCGACCGACGCGAGCUCCCCAUGCGGGGUGGGGGGAAGCGCCUCCCCUCCCCGUCUCCCGUGCCCCACGCCGGAGCCCCCUCUCCCGUGCGCCCCAGCUCCCCCCUCUGGAUUCCUGGCAGCCGGGCUCCCGCCUCUCCCCUGGGCCCCCCUCACCUGCCCCGGGACUCCCCCCGCGCCUUAGCUCCCCCCGGGACUGUUCUCCUGCUCCGGGUCCGCUCUGCGCCCGGCUGCACCAGGCGCCAAGGAAGCAGCCGGGGAAAGUUUCUCCCGGACGGGCGGGCGUGUGUGGGGCGGGCGGGGCCUGCCGAGCGCGCUGGGGUGUGGAGAGGCUCUGCCCCCGGCCCCUCACUCCGCCUCCCCGGCUGCCCGGCCCGGGGCUCCGCGGACGCUCCGCGCAGGGCGCCCCGGAGCGGGGCCCGGGCUGGACGGCCCAUCCCGGCCCGCUGGCCGGGGGAGCGCGGCGGCAGGCAGCCUGGUACCACACUGGUGCUUUGAACUGAAGUCCUGAAACUUGAGGUAUCCUGGAAGCAAAGCACAGUCUUAUUGUUUCAUGAAUGAUGACAAAGCUAAUAAAGGGGACACUUCCUGAGCAUCGUUGGGGAACUGAUAGCCUGGAUGUGACCAGGGUCAUUAACCCUCUGUUGGUCAUUCAUUCCUAGUAAAUGCCUUGUGUCAAGCUGCUGGUUGUUGCUUAUAAGUCUCAAUUGGAAAAUUAAAAGAUAUUGGGUCUUUAA